Aureobasidium melanogenum CBS 110374 is the source of this 525-nucleotide messenger RNA. RefSeq lists its product as uncharacterized. NCBI's taxonomy places the organism in Eukaryota, Fungi, Ascomycota, Dothideomycetes, Dothideales, Saccotheciaceae. Bases 1 to 525 code for a protein of 174 amino acids. The transcript has a single exon. The record is from RefSeq and is a predicted model, not a curated record.
AUGACUACGGUCGGCGGCCACCAUUACCAUCACCAACAACAGUCGAAUCGAAGCGAUCGUUGUAGAGAGAUUAUGUCGAUAGACAACCUCUUGAUACCACAGAGGAGCCAGCUAUCAGUGCAAAGACACCACUUGCAACCAACACCUUCCCAUAUGCCAAGCCCAACGGCAUCUGAAAGCGCAUUCGAAAGGACGCCUCGGGAAAAGCGUGAGCCAUACUCGGAUCAGGCGCAGUUCUAUAUCAUGUACGUCCGAGUCGGGAAAGAAAAGGAUUGGAACCAGAUCGAACGCUCGUUCGAAGAAGUGUUUGGUCAACACCGUGCGAAAGAUGGAUUGACAGCUGUUUACUACCGCAUCAGGAGCAAAUGGGGUCUUCCACCAGUGAACAAGUCUUCGCAGGAGAUAUCUGAAGAGGGAAAGGACAUGAUUCGGCAACGGGUGCGUGGUUUCGAUCAGGGAUUCCUCAAAAGAGUGGAGUAUUUUGAGUGGUUGCAAUCGAGUCAGUCAUCAGCUGCGCCGAGAUGA